Molecule: messenger RNA, 4579 nt
Organism: Hyalella azteca
Lineage: Eukaryota; Metazoa; Arthropoda; Malacostraca; Amphipoda; Hyalellidae
Product: zinc finger protein 729
Exons: 2
Coding region: 267-4454 (1395 amino acids)
Source: RefSeq, a predicted model, not a curated record
AUUUACAUCGCGUUAGAUAAAAAAAAAUUCAGCAUUUACUUUUCGAUUUUCAAUUUACAAUGACUAAGCUUUUCGCAAAAUGUAUUUUGUUAGGACAUGCCGGUUCUUCUUCCUUUUUGACGAAAGUCCUCCUAUCGGAUUUUAUUGUGAAAUCUAUGCAUGUUAGAUUCUUGUGUCCUGACCUAAUAAAACUCUAAAAUCUGGAUUGGGAUCACUUGAUGAAUCGUCAAACCUAAUUUUUUUUCUGCCAUACGGAGACGGACAACAUGGAGGACCAUGAGGAGCAGAACAAGAAAUGUGUUGUAUGCGAGAACUGCAACGUGGGAGAGGUGCUGAUAAAGAUGCCCCUUGGAGACAGAGUCAGUGAGUACUCCAAGACUCCCCUGACGGAUCUUCUUAGUGAGAUUCUUAAUGAGUCUAUAACUCCUGAAACCAUGUUGUGCAGUCAAUGUCUACUUGUUCUAAAUAAAAAGGACAAGCUCAUGCUUUUGGAGAGGGAGUCUCCUGGACAGAAACCUAAAAGAGGCGGCAGAGGCAGACAAGGAAGUAGAGGUGGAAGAGGUGCAUGUAAAGUUCCGGGAGCAAUGUCUGCAAAUCGAGGGUCUCGAGGACGAGGUCGGGGAAGAGGAAGAGGAAGAGGUCGCAAGCUUUCAUCUUCCACAGAUGUUGAUGCUCUUCCAAUGAAGAAAUUCAAAAGUGACCAGCUAUUCAGUGAUAAUGAAAUUUUUGUUAAGACUGCCUCAAGUGAUGAAAUACCGUGCAUCACAACAAUUAAGGAAGAAAUUUCAUCUGAUUGUGAGGCUGAGGCAGCAGAAAUCUGCAUACAUUCUGAUGCACUUUCUGAAAACCCCAAUCAUGUCGAGCCAGAGGCAAUUAAUGAUUUUAUUUCUACCCUACCGUCGGAACCAUUAAAUUAUGAAUUAAUCAAGUCGGAAAUCUUGGUUGAUGGAAACGAGAGCGUAGUACCUGUGCGAUGUAUUGACGAAAAUGAAGUGGCUGAGCCACGAGCUGUACAUGUUGUCUGUAGCACUGAAGAAUCGUUUCCUACAUCUAGCCUUGCCUCCAUCUCUUCUGAUGACAAUGAUGAUAGCUUCUUGGACAGGUCGUUGUUAGUAUCAAAUGCAUCUGAUGCGUACCCACAUAGCAUUUCUGUUGUUGAUGGUUCUACUCCCAUCCAGAAUGGAACCGACUCAGUAACUGUUGAAAUAAAUGGUCAACAAAUGUUGGAUCAUGGCUUCAAUAUGGAAACUGAACGCUGCAUUGAAUCUGAAAUUACCAAUACUGUUUUAGAAGUACCAAGCUUUCAUAACGAGCCAUCAAUCUCUACAAUCAAAGAAGAAAUUAUCACUGUGAUUGGAGAAAAUGGCUCUGAAUUAUUGGGCAAUCCAACUGACGAGCUCCCUGACAGUGAUGUGAACUUUUCCUCAGGCUCAAUUUUUUCUUGCAAUCUUUGUUCCAGUAGCUUUACGACUGCAGAAGCCAUGCGCCAGCAUCACGUAAAAGUUCACAACAAAUUGCGCCGUGUUCAAUGCAACCAUUGCUCUUUCUUCUCUUCUGAGUUCACUGUUGUUGAGGACCACAUGAAAAAUGUACAUCAAGUUCCUUGUCAACAUUUCUGCAAAUUCUGUGAUGCUGCUUUCAUAUUGAUGGAACUUUACAAGAACCACAUCAAAGUUGUGCAUAAAGCAAAGCCUAAAAUUUAUGAUAAAAUUGCCUCUUACCACCCUCGAAAACGAAGAUUCGUGUGUCCGAUCUGCAAAGAUUCUUUUAUUAGCGAAAAAGAGUUGUCUCUUCACAACAAGAUGAUUCAUGGCGGCCAGAAAUAUCAGUGUGAGUCAUGUAGUUUCAAGUGUACAAGUCUUAAAACACUGUCUCGCCAUGACGCUGCUGUCCAUAAGAAGAGCAACAUGCUUUUUCAUGCGUGCACCGAGUGUAAAAUGGAGUUUGGUAGUGAAAUCUUAUUGGAGCAACAUUGCAUUGAUGCGCAUGAUUGUGAGAAAACUCAACGCUGUAAUUUUUGUGGUGACGUUUUCGCGACAUCAUCUAUGCUUAAAUUUCACAAAAAACAGCACAACCCAUUCUGUUGUCCUUUUUGUAAUUUGGGCUUCAAAAAGCGAGAGAAUAUGAACACACAUUUGAUUAAUGUACACAAUAAUGACUUGCCUAACCUGAAAACUCCCUCAGUUGAUCUGGCAGUCCAAUCUACCAUUGUUUUUGCUGAAACCCCGUCUAUAAACCCUGAUAUGUCAAGUUCUGUUGUGCUAGCUACAGACAAUUUCAAAGUUCCAUCAAAACCUGAGAAGAAUGGACAUGAAACCUCAAAAAAACAACGUAACACAACUAAGAAAAAUCAGGUCCCCAAGCUAGAUUCUCCAACUCGUCCAUACGACCAAGAUGUGGCUCGUGAAUAUCUGAAGACGCUGCGUGGUACAGCUUAUAAUGUGAAAGUAGAGUGCAUAUUUUGUUCUAAAGAAAUCACUGCUGGGCAUAUUCGCGCGCACUUCAAGAGACACGCUGGAGAAGCACCCUACGCCUGUCAGUUCUGCGAUAAGGUGGGCUGUCAGUCCACAAACAUGCGCAAGCACAUGCGUACAAAGCACCCUGAACUUUUCCACCUCGUAGGAACCAAAACGCCAAAGAAGAAGCCAGUGCAGUGCGAGUUUUGUGAUCAAGUCUUUGUAGGUGUGGAUGAAUGUGAGACUCAUUUAUGGGAACAUAUGACCCAGAAGAAUUAUGAGUGUUCCCACUGCAAAUCUAGAUUUGGUUCAAUGAAUAAUCUGAAGGAACACUUUAAAACUCAUUACUUUCAAGAGCGCAAAGUAUGUCCUCAUUGCCAAAAUAGAAAGUUCAUAAAUAUUGGGUUUUACAAUGAGCACUUGGAAAAUUGCAAGAAUCAGUGGAAAUGCCCCAUAUGCUCGAAUUGUUGCAUGAAUGAAAACUCCUAUCGAAAGCACCUGAAAUUUGUUCACGGUAGCGAUGACAACGUAAAGUAUGUGUGCCCUGAACCUGACUGUGGCCGAGAGUUUUUCGAAAAACAUCGUUAUGACGACCAUUGUAUUACACAUGACACUGAAAGGCGCUUCCAGUGCCCUCAGUGCCCGAAGAAAUUCAAACGAAGACGCCCCAUGGUUGAUCAUAUAAAGUACAAGCACGAUGGUGCCAGGUGCUCUACUUGUGACAUGGCCUUUGUUUCACUUGAAGAACUCAUUCAGCAUCGAAGCAGUUCUCACCUUUCUAGCUUUCAUCAUUGCCCUGAAUGUGCUUUCAUUUUUGUUAAUGAAUCGACGCUUCUUAAUCACAUCAAGUGUUGCCAUCCCGAUGACGAGAUCUUUGACUUGCUGCAAUGUCCCAUUUGUGAUGAAUUGUCUGCCAAUGAUGCAGAGUUGAGCCAGCAUAUUAUUUUACACAGGGAAGGGAAAUACUGCUGUUCGGCCUACAAUUGCUACCAUUAUUUUCUCACGGAUGAUGAAUGUAGAGAGCAUAUAUCAGCUUUCCACUCUGACUUUGAUUACAGCUGUGUUUACUGUCAGUCAGAUUUACAUUGUGAGAGUGCCUUGCAAAAACACUACAUAGAAUUUCACGGAAAAGAGCUAAAAUGCAAACUUUGUCUUAUGUCCUUCUACAAAGAUGAACAUUUAGAGCGCCACAUGUCUCACCAUUCUGAAGAGGCCAGAUAUUUGUGUGACGCCUGUGAUUUCUCGUGCACGAACCGUUCAUGGCUCGUGUCUCAUAUCAAGAUGGCGCAUAAUGUAUCUUCGUCUGACCUUAAGGGUUGCGUCAUGAAACAGCGUGUGUUUGGAUGCUCUCUUUGCGAUAACCUCACCAUAACUGAAGAAGAAACGCUUGAGCACCUGCUCACUCACGGCGAAGGAGAAGCUCAGCUACUACAGCUUGUGGUCCCAACCAAGCUAGAAGCAGACUCUAUGCUGACAAACUGCCCGGUUUGUGAUGUCCCGUGGCCGGAUCGGGCCGCCAUAGCUGAUCAUCUUACGAAUUCGAAGGUUUGUGCUGACCAACUGGCUUUGGGCCAAGAAGAGGAAGAAACGCAUGAGGGUGGAGAGAAAACAAAUGCAUCGGAAGAGCUGCAAUAUGUACUUGUUGACGAUGAUUCGGAAGGCAAUGUGUUAUUGGCCUUAAACGACUCAAUGCUGGUUUCAGAUGAAAGCGGCAAAAGCAACGGGGCUGUUGUGGAAGUCAAUGGCGAGAAGUAUGUGCUUUUUCAGACCAACGACGAACAAUCUAAAACUUCGGGUGACAUUGAUGAUCAACAGGAAAUGGGUGAACAGCAUUUAGUUACUGAUGAGCAUGCGAUUGAUAACGGCCAGCCCUUCAGUAUGAUUUUGGACUCGGCAUCUCAAUCUGACGAGAGGAGCUUGUCCGCCAUUGUUGACGAACAACAGCUCGUUUCGUUAAUUAAUAGUUCAAAGCAAGUUAUUUUCGCUCACGAAUUGUAGAUUGCAGAUUCCAAGUUUAUUUUACUCGAGAAGCCGUUUCUGCCAAUGAUUUGUGUAUUAUAUUUCUUCCUGUUAACAAUUACUUCAAAUUGUGAGCAAAUUUAGUAAAUAUUUUCAAUUUAAAA